Perkinsus marinus ATCC 50983 is the source of this 901-nucleotide messenger RNA. RefSeq lists its product as hypothetical. The transcript has 9 exons. Lineage: Eukaryota; Perkinsozoa; Perkinsida; Perkinsidae. Bases 1 to 849 code for a protein of 282 amino acids. The record is from RefSeq and is a predicted model, not a curated record.
AUGCCAGCAGAAAAUGCGAAUGCUGCAGCACCUCGGGUGGUUUACGUCAAAGAACCCCCGGACUCGACUUUCUGUUGCGGCUGCACCUUCACCUUCGCGCUUCAAGUGUUCGCAGCAAUGGACUUGGUAUUCGGCCUGAUCGGUCUCGUCACUACAGCACUUCAAGGCAUUCAGGCUUCUCAAGUAUCCAGUUAUGCCGACUAUUACGGCGGACCGAUACAUGCGGUUCUGAUGAUGGACUCCACGAAUGAUGCGGCGUAUACUAUUCAGGCAGCCAACUCGGGUCUGACAGCAUCGACGGUUAUUAUGGCCGGUCUAGGACUGCUUGGCGUGUAUCAACAGAAUCCUCUGUAUGUGAGGAUAUACGCCUACUCGUGUGUAGUGCGGGUGCUUGUCCUCGGCUUGCUCACACUUACCUCGCUGCUGUGGAUGAAUACAAUCCUCAGCACUCAGGUUGAUGUACUGGUCAGUUUCAUUGAACAGUUACCACUGUUCGAAUACUUCAAGGAAGCGGAUAUUCCAUUCAGCAUCAACGGCAGCACUAUCGCUUCUCUUUUCGGCUACAUCUGCGGCUUCUUACUCGUGUUGUCUCUGGCAUGUGAGCUUUGCUUCCGAUGCUUUGUGGCGUGGAUAGGCCUGAGGUGUGCCGCUUGUAUUGAGGCACCAGCUCCUGUCGAGGCUCCUGCCCAACCACGCGACCAGGGCGGAGACAAUGUGACGCUGACAAUACCAACAACAGGACAGCCUGGCGAACCGAUACGUCUGGUUGUCGACGGUCAAUCCAUAACACUAGCAGCGCCAACUGCCGAUUCGUCACCUAGCGACAAUGGAGGGCUUCGUCGGCGAUAAUGGUCGAGAGCAGAUGCUUCAACAGAGAGAUUUACUCGAAACCUUAUACUUU